Messenger RNA from Schistocerca piceifrons (Central American locust), 2901 nucleotides. RefSeq names its product digestive cysteine proteinase 1 (gene 26-29-p). The record is from RefSeq and is a predicted model, not a curated record. Gene Ontology annotation, biological process: immune response. NCBI's taxonomy places the organism in Eukaryota, Metazoa, Arthropoda, Insecta, Orthoptera, Acrididae. Bases 529 to 2175 code for a protein of 548 amino acids. The transcript has 11 exons. Gene Ontology annotation, molecular function: cysteine-type endopeptidase activity. Gene Ontology annotation, cellular component: lysosome.
CACUAUAGUAGAAGGAGUAAAUUGACCAUGGGCAAUUAGUGCAUUACGACUAAGCCUACCUUAAAGUUCGUAUUACUAUACCCAUACUGGCGCUAUAAGGACUUGAGUGUUGGGGUCAAGUACAAAAUGACAGGCGUGAGACGAUGUUUUUGAAAGCAUGACUGGCAAUUUUGUAUGAAGCCUGAAGAAAGAUAAGCACCGGUGAUGUCCCUCUCUGUUAUUGUAAUGGGAACGCCAGCUGCAGAAUUGCUGCGUAGAUGAUUUCGUCGUUCUACUUGCACUUAAGCUGACGUUUACAAGUGUCAGACAUUUCAGACAUGCCACUGUUGGCUUGCGUUGAGGGACGACGAAAAAAAGAGACAAUGAGAUAAAAGCUUGAGUCAGUAUCUGUGUGACGGUGAACAGACAUCACGUGUUGGGCAAGCAGGAAAUAAAGGCAGUAAGGCACCGUGGGUAUGUAACAGUCGCAGGCGACGCAGUACAAUAUUCGCCCACUGAGCAAAGUAGAAGUCGGAAUCGUUGAUCAUAAUGAUUCUAAAAGCUGUAUUCGUUUUAAUUCUGAUCGUGAAAGUGUACUGUGCUAGUCCUCCAAGUUUUAGUGAUAGUUACUCAGUGAGAGGGACAUUAUAUAUACCGUAUGCCGAAAUUGAAGAACCUUUUUAUGCAUGGUUCGACCUGAAGCUGGGGGCCAGUCGAAUUGAUUAUUAUGGAGAUAUGGUGAAAACUUUUCAACUGAGUAAAUCUUCAAAAUAUGGGACAAGCAUAAAGGUAGCUCCUGUAUCUACUGACACUCAGUUAAACAAGCAGACAUGCCUCCAAGUAAAUGGGACUGACAAGUUUAAAAUUGAACCACAAGCUGUGCUACCAGAUCUUUCAGAUUUUCAGCUUAUUGGCAAAGAAGUUGUAAAUGGAGUGUCCUGUGAGAAGUGGCGAUUUGUUGAUAAAAUUGGAGCCAAAGUGAACAAAUACACAAUGUGGAUCUACUACAAGGGGGCAGCACAAAAACCACCUCAAAAUAUGGUUGCUAUUCCAGUCCGUUAUGAGAUGAAAGGCUACAAUUCUCUUCUUGGUUCUCAUUAUGAUCAUUACUAUCUGGAAUAUGAUGAAUAUUCAGCUUCCCCACCAAAUCCGAAUGUGUUCCAGAUACCAGCAAACAUGACGUGCACAUCAUUCCCGGGACCUGGAAGUAAACACAUAUACACUUUCAAUCCAAUGAAAGAAUUUGUCCAUAAUUAUGACAAACAUGUAGACAAAGCAUUUGAAGAGUUCAAACACAUCCACAAGAAGAGCUAUGUUAGUGACAUAGAACAUUCUCAGAGGAAAGAAUUGUUCAGGCAGAAUAUGAGGUUCAUUCAUUCAAAAAACCGUGCAAAUGUGGGUUAUACACUGGCAGUCAACCACCUAGCCGAUAGAACUGACUUGGAACUGCAAGCACUCCGUGGUCGCAAAUACACACCAGGCUAUAAUGGUGGUCAGCCCUUCCCUUACAAUGUAUCUGUUGAACUGAAGAAUGGACUUCCUAGUACAUUUGACUGGCGCCUGUAUGGAGCAGUCACUCCUGUUAAAGAUCAGUCUGUCUGUGGUUCUUGCUGGAGCUUUGGCACAACAGGUGCAAUUGAAGGAGCAUUCUUUGUUACCCAUGGGUAUCAAGUUCGCCUUUCACAACAGGCACUGAUAGACUGUAGCUGGGGUUAUGGCAACAAUGGCUGUGAUGGUGGUGAAGAUUUCCGCUCCUACCAAUGGAUGAUGAAACACGGUGGACUUCCUACAGAAGAUGAAUAUGGACCAUAUCUAGGCCAGGAUGGAUACUGUCAUGUGGAUAAUAUAACUCUCACUGCCAAGAUUACAGGCUAUGUAAAUGUUACCCCAGAUGAUGCAAAUGCAUUGAAAGUUGCCUUACUAAAACAUGGGCCAAUAUCUGUUGGUAUAGAUGCGUCCCAUAAGUCAUUCACAUUUUACUCUAACGGAGUAUAUUUUGAACCAAAAUGUGGUAACACUCCAGAUGAACUUGACCAUGCUGUUCUAUUGGUUGGUUAUGGAGCACUUGGUGACAAAAAGUACUGGCUUGUUAAAAACUCGUGGUCAACAUAUUGGGGAAAUGAUGGUUAUAUUUUGAUGUCUCCCAAAGAGAACAACUGUGGUGUUAUGACUGCACCAACAUAUGUCACAAUGUAAUCUAGUGUCAUGCUUAAUAAGAAAAAAAGUCGAUAUUUGAUGAUUUGUUCAAGCAGACACUUAAGCAGUAGACACACUUUAGAGCAAAGAGUGAUUCAUUAUAAUGUGCAUUAUUUCUGUUGGAUAUUAAUCACAUGGUUCUUUAAUGUGAAUCUGAAAGGUGGAGACUAUUAAAACUGUUCUACAGACUUUUAUAUAAAAGAGCCGGCAAUCGCAUGUAAUAUAACUAGCUUAACAUUAAAAAGCUACGCAAAUUUGAGUUCCUAAAAGGUGGACAUUUCAAAUUGCCAGUGUCUGAGAAAUGUUAACAUAAUAUUUUGUACUUAGUCUUUCGUGGCUGCUGGCAUAUACAGAUCUGUGAUACAAGAAAAGGGAACUGUGAUUUUUUGAUAUUUUUUAACUGUUUUUUUAAUUUUUCUCAGCCUUUCAGAAGGUUGCUGAACUAUUGUGUUUAUUAUUAUGCAGACACUGUACUUAACAUGCUUGGAUUCAGUCAAUUAGGAUUCUGUCACUUUUUCUACCAGAUAAUUUUUUUUUCUUUUUUACAAUUACCUUUUCUCUGACAUUGUAUGCUAGCUUCUGAAGCAGUGUGAUAUUUAAACCACGUGAACCCUUAUUUUUGUGUGUAUUAACGAAUUUCAUUGAGUAGGAAAUUUUCGUGUAAAUUGGUGUGAAAAUUGUGAAGCUUUGUGUCAUUGUGCAUCCUGUUAUUCAGAUUUUUUGUAU